This is a messenger RNA of Paramecium octaurelia, 291 nucleotides long. The record is from the annotation of a GenBank genome assembly. Lineage: Eukaryota; Ciliophora; Oligohymenophorea; Peniculida; Parameciidae.
AUUUUAUAUUAAAAAUGUCUAAAGAAGGCAGCGCUUUAUGGACACCAUUCAAAACCACUAAAGAAUUUAUUGAAAAAGAUUAAAAGAUAACAAAAGGAUUCAUUUAAGGGGCAUUGUUUGCAGUUAUUGGUUACGGAGUUGGAUUUGCUUUAUUCAAAGGUAAAACACUGAGAGGCUUUAGUGCUGGUACUGCAGCAACUUGGCGAUUUAGAGAUUAGAUUGAAUAAUGAUUUAAAUAAUAUAUAUAUUAUUAAGCUCAGCAUUUGUUUAAGCAUGUUCGUCUGAGCAAUA